Messenger RNA from Vicugna pacos (alpaca), 3647 nucleotides. Lineage: Eukaryota; Metazoa; Chordata; Mammalia; Artiodactyla; Camelidae. The record is from RefSeq and is a predicted model, not a curated record.
CAGGCAGCCAAGAAAUCAGGAAGUGAGGUAGGAUCAGGUGGAGAUAGGCUCGGGGUGGAGCAUCUUUGGGGAAGAUUUGCAGUUAAAUCCAAUAUCCUGUCUCUCUUCAGGAGGCGCCGAGGCCCGAGUCAUUGUUUAACUAAGGUGAGGCAGUACCUGCUGUGCCCAUAUAAGGAAGAGCCUAAGGGAAGAAGCCAGCAGACAGCAGCCCUGCCAGGGCUAUCACCCUGCCCUUUCUCCGGAGGGACUGCCACUGUCCUCCACCACCAGCCUCCUGCGCCUCCCUCCAUCUCACAAAGCUGCUGCCAAGCCUCGGGGACCCGCCCAAACAGGGAAAGACCUUAUACCUCGUCUAAAUAAGAGUCAUGGCGUAUAACCAGGAGCUUCUAGCCAAGACCCCCAUCAUCAGGUUCAAGGAACAGAACUUUUACUCCUUGCGGGAUCAUUGCCUAAAGAGAGGCCUGCUGUUUGAGGAUGAGACGUUCCCUGCCAAGACUUAUUCCAUAGGUCUACCUCUGCUCAAGGGAAGAAACCUCUCCAACCUGACCUGGAUGCGGCCAAAGGAUUUAUUGAAGGGUAAAUCAGAGCCUCAUUUCAUCCUGGAAGGUGCCAGCAGAUUCGACAUCCGACAAGGAGAGGCAGUUGUAGGGGGCACCAUUGCCACUGAUGCUGACAACAAAAUUCGCUCAUCCACUCCCCCUACCUCCACUGUGUACACAAGGUGGACCUGUGGGGUCCAUGUGUUGAAAGCUCACAAAGGACUUGUCAAAUUCUGGCAGUGUGGCGAGUGGGUAGAAGUGGUGAUUGACGAUCGCCUGCCUGUCCUGAACGAGGAGUACCUAUUUGUGGAGCCUUGCAACAAACAAGAGUUCUGGCCCUGCCUGCUGGAGAAAGCCUAUGCCAAGUUUCAUGGGUCCUAUGUCAACCUGCACUAUGGCUACCUCCCUGACGCCCUGAUGGACCUCUCGGGAGGGGUGGUCACCAACAUCAGCCCGCAUGUCUCCUCGCCUGACCUGGUGAUGAUGGUGAAGAAGGCAGCCGAGGCUGGCUCCCUGAUGACCUGCGGCACCCUGACUGGGCCGAUGAGUGAGUCCACGAGGAUGGCGAAUGGGCUGGUGAGUCGGCAUGCCUACACGGUGACCGGGGCUGAGCAGGUUUGGUACAGGAGGAGCUGGGAAUAUCUCGUCCGCCUGUGGAACCCCUGGGGCAAGGUCGAAUGGAGAGGGCCCUGGAGCGACGGGUCUCCGGAGUGGCAGGAAAUCCACCACCAACAGAAAAGCCAGCUGUAUGAGCAUAAGGACGAUGGCGAGUUUUGGAUGUCAUGUCGAGAUUUCCAAGAAAACUUCUCCUGCCUAUUUAUAUGUAACCAAGUUCCAAUCAGCCUGGACCAUGGAAACAUGCCCCAUGAAAGAUGGUCCCAAAUGAUGUUUAAGAACCACGUGAUUCCAGGAAACACUGCAGAAUUCCAGAGGGAUGUGCAGUACCUCUUCUCUGUGCCAGACAGCAUGGAAAGCAGCAAUGUCGUCAUGUCCUUCAACAUCAUGCCACAAAAUUUAAAGGCAAAAGACAGAAUGUUUCCACUAAACUUCGAGGUGUUCAAGGUGGACUCCCAGUUCCAGCAUUUCCGAGAGAGGUUGCCGCCCACCUUUUUUUCCAAAUUCAGAAUGGCUGAGAAGGGCAUAGUUUCUCAAACCCCACGUAACCUUACAGAGUGCUUCAGCCUGAGCCCUGGGACCUACGUGGUGGUCGUCUCUGCAGGCAGAGAAGCAGUUGAGUUCUCGCUCCGAAUUUUCCUGAAGAUGUCCGACAGUGACAGGGACCUGGGCAACAAUCUCAACCUCAGACCACUGAAGAUCCAGGCAACUCUUCCAGAAGAUAGCUCCCAACAAAGCAUUUUCUACAAAUACUCUCAGCAGGGACCGGACAUUGAUGCUACCCAGCUGCAGAGCCUUCUCAACCAGGAAUUCCUGAAAGGACCUCCAGGGGACACAUUCUCUCUGGACCAGUGCCAGAGCAUCGUGGCUCUGAUGGAUCUGAAGGUGAACGGGCGCCUUGACCAAGAGGAGUUUUCAAGGCUGUGGAUCCGCCUGGUCCACUGCCAGAGUGUUUUCCAGAACACCCAGAAGAACUCCAGAGUUUUCCUGAGCUCGGAUUUGUGGAAGGCCAUAAAUGACACAGACUUCCUGGCAGGCGUCUCUGUCAGCAACGAGCUGCUGGGUCUAAUGAGCCUCCGGUACAGCGACAGCUCCGGCAGGGUCAGCUUCCCCAGCCUGGUCUGCCUCCUGAUGCGCCUUGAAGCCAUGACAAAGGCUUUCCAUAACCUCUCCAAGGAUGGAAGAGGAGUCUACCUGACAAAAAUGGAGUGGAUGAACCUGGUGAUGUACAACUGAAGCAAGCGGCAGAACAGACCCCAGAGCCCAGGACAGACUCCCAGUGAUCACUCAAGAAUCUGGCUCUCAUCUCGUCGGGCUGUGCUGCCCCUGUGGUUGUGAUACUUGGAAGCCUGCUCUGCCUGGAACGUAGUCAAAGCUGCCUUCAAGGAGCCUGGGCUGGAUCCUCAGCUGGGUCAGGCUCUCAUUAGCCUGCGGUCACAGAUCAGGUGAUCUGAACACUUGGAGACACCUGCCUUGGAUCCCUGGAGAAUGAAACAAGAGCUAUUCCCUUGUGGGAAAGCUGCCUCUCAGUCCCCUCCACCAAUUCAAUCCAUUUCUUGGAAAAUCCAGAAGGAACCAGUCAGUCCACCCACAGCAUGCCAUGUGAUAUGGGGGCAGUCCGCUGGGUGUUUGCAGAACUAUUCAUACUCCCCAGUGUCUGAAUCCUGAUUGUUUCGCAGCCAAAUGGCAAAAUAAAACAUAGUUUCCCUAAAGGUCUUCAACUCCUUUAGGACAAAUAGGAUUUUAGUUCUGGAUGAAAACUACAUGUGAGGAAGGGGAAAUCCAGCCAGCAAGGUAGGCACUCCCCACUCCUUCCUUCCUUAUCCAUAAAGUGGUCAUCAGCUAGCUCCACAAGGUCAUGGCCCACUAGAGUUCAGAAGAGAUUCCAAAGAGUGGCCAGGCCAGACCCCACUCAGGAGAACUGGCACUUGAGAACGCAUCCAUGGAAGCAGCUCUCCGAUGAGGAAAUCCUUGUGAAUGUGUGUGUCAAGAGGACAGAAAGGUAGGAACCUUCCAGAAUGUGACCUUUCUGAGCAGAAGCCAUCAGAAGGUGGAUGGCAUGGGCAGGGAUGUGCCAUCAUGUGAACACCCAUGCUCAGGACCUAGGUUAGCAUUUGAAGGUGGACGCAUCCCAGUACAAUAAACACACACUCAGUGAGCUAACCUGCAUCCCACGGGGACUGCUGCAGUGUCUGAGAUCAUUUCAGUAGCAGAGCAGGGUCAGACACACAGUAAAGCCUGGGCCAAGUCAUUUUGCUUGGUUAACUGGGGUAGAAGGCCAUGGUUAUCAGCGUGGACUUUGGAGGUCAACAGAGAUAAUGUCAGCAGACCCAAGUCCUGGGCUGUCAGACUGCCCUCUUACGUACAGUCUUCUGCACGUACAACACUGGUCCUGACAGGUCAACAUAGACUCGGCUUAAGAAAGAAAGGAAGGAAAGAAAGGAAGAAAGGAAGAAAGAGAAGGAAAAAAAGAAAGAGAAGAAGAAGGAAGGA